Papaver somniferum (opium poppy) is the source of this 1493-nucleotide messenger RNA. Its product is annotated as amino acid transporter AVT1H-like. Bases 115 to 1371 code for a protein of 418 amino acids. Gene Ontology annotation, molecular function: amino acid transmembrane transporter activity. Gene Ontology annotation, biological process: amino acid transmembrane transport. The transcript is spliced from 3 exons. Gene Ontology annotation, cellular component: vacuolar membrane. The record is from RefSeq and is a predicted model, not a curated record. Lineage: Eukaryota; Viridiplantae; Streptophyta; Magnoliopsida; Ranunculales; Papaveraceae.
CAAAUCAGAUUUAUAAAGACCUGAUCGGAGUAAGAGAAAAAAAAAAUAAACAAUAAUAAUCUGUCAUAAUUAUUUUUUUUACCAUCUUCUUCGACUUUUCUUCUCUUGAAUUCAAUGGAUUCCACGAUACAUCUCCUCUCAGAUUAUAAGGAUUCAACAACAGAAGUACACGAUGUCCCUCUGGCAACAAGCACAUCUUUCACUGCACUGCUCAAUAUGAUGGGGCUCUUGAUAGGGUUGGGGCAGUUAUCGACUGCCUAUGCACUACAAACCGGUGGUUGGGCAUCUGCGUUCAUCCUAUGUGGUUUGUUCAUGUUGGGGGCAUAUACUUCUCAUUUACUAGGUCUCUGUCUCGCAACCGAUGUUCGCCUACGAAGCUACACAGACAUCGGGUACCAUGCAUUUGGAAGAAAAGGACGAUGCAUAUCAUUAUUUUUCGUCAACAUGGAGUCUUUCAUGGCACUUGUUUCUUUCACAAUCUCCAUGACCGAUCAUUUAACCCGAGCUCUGGACGGAUAUCGUAAUUUCCAUAUUUCGGUUUUCAACUUACCCACAGCUCAGAGCCUGACAGUGAUUGCAGUAUUGGUUUCUAUACCGUCCGUGUGGUUAAGAAAUCUGAACAGCAUAUCGUUCAUUUCGACGUUCGGUAUUUUGUUAUCGUUCUUGAUAUGUGGUGUUUUAUUCUGCAUUUGUUUCUUUGGUGGGAUUAAAGCUAACAAACCUAUACAAGUUUUCCGAAUCCAUAAUAUUUUCUCAGUGUCCGGUCUGUACAUUUUCAACAUUGCCUCUCACAUGGCCAUCCCUGACGUCUACAGAUCAAUGGAAAAUCCUGCCACAUUCUCUACUAUUUCGUAUUUAAGCUUUGGUAUAGUGUCGACUCUAUACACAGUUCUGGCAUUCUUGGGAGCUAAAAUGUUUGGCCCAGAGGUUAGCUCACAGGUUACGCUGAGCAUGCCCAAAAAUUUGGUCUUUACGCAGAUUGCAUUAUGGGCAGCAAUCAUUACACCAAUGACAAAGUAUUGUUUUUUUACGGUUCCGAUGGCAUCUGAAGUGGAACGUCAUCUGCCGGCUAAAAUGCCUUUGUGGAAGAGAACAAUUAUAAGGGGUGCAGCCGGAUCGCUAUUUCUAUUAAUUAUUCUUGUCUUAGCAAUUACCAUCCCCUUCUUUGAAACUGUUCUUGGCCUAACGGGUUCGUUGGUUAGUAUUUUUGUAUCGGUUAUUCUUCCCAUUGCCUUUUAUCUUAAGAUUUUUAGAAAAAGAAUUUCGUUUGCUAGUUUAGUGGUGCAUCUGAUCAUCAUAAUUAUAUGUUUGGUUAUAGGAAUCAUAGGUACAGUAUCAAAUGCCAGGUCUAUGAUUAAUCAUUAUUACUGAAUUGCUGCUGAUCGUUGUAUUGAGACAAUUCCGAUAUAAUGUAAUUUUUGUUAGUCGUUCAUGUCAAAGAAACUACGUACUCUAACAUCACCGACAAGCAAAUGAAAAAACAAAUUUUUGAA